AUGUCAGGGACUCAGGCUGAGUUUGGAUACUCCUGCUGGGACUUUCUCUUCACUUUUGCGGGCCUGCCGCUCUCCCUGCUGGACAUAGUGCUGGAUAUGUUUGCUGCUGCCUCCUUCUACCGGGAAAAGGCCUUCGUGUGCCUCGGUGUCCUGGUGCUGUUACUCGUGGGCUCGUCGCUGCUCGCUCAGGCUUACAGCUGGCUCUGGUACAGCUAUGACAACUUCGAAAUGAAGACAAAGAUUGAGAAGUUGCCGAGCCGGGGCCUGCUCAGGCUGCUGCAUCUUUUCCAGCUGGGAAUCUACUUCAGGCACGCAGGAGUCCUGGAGAUGUAUGUAAAAAGCUUCUACACGAGGAAAUCUGAAUCUGCAGGUAAAGCCAUGUUCCUGAACCAAGACCUGAGCAUGUUACGCAUCAUAGAGACGUUUUCAGAGAGCGCACCUCAGCUCACGCUCAUGCUCACCAUCAUUCUGAGGAAGGGCCAGCUGGAUCCUGUGACAGUGUUGAAGGCCAUCGGUUCGGCCUCAGCUAUCGCUUUUAGUGUGACGACCUUCCAUCGCGCGAUGCGCUCCUUCCUGCCCGAGAAGAAAAAGCAGAAGAUAACCUCAUCAGCUGUUUACUUCAUCUGGAACCUGCUGCUCAUCUCGUCUCGCCUCUCCGCCCUCGCUCUGUUCGCCUCCGUGCUGCCCUGCUUCAUCUUCACCCACUUCAUCUGCUCCUGGCUGGUUUUAUUCUUCUUUGCUUGGCGAUCCAAGACAGACUUCAUGGAAAGUCCUGGUGGAGAAUGGCUGUAUCGAGCCACUGUGGGCCUCAUUUGGUAUUUUAACUGGUUUAACGUGGUGGAGGGGAACACGAGGAACAGGACUGUGCUCUAUCACGGGUACAUACUGAUUGAUAUCUCCAUCCUCUGUGGUGUGUGGUGCUGGAAGAUGAGCACAGAUCCUCUUGAUUUUGUGAACCAACCCUCAUACGCUUCAAUCACAGCUGCCUGUGUUGUUGGAGUUUAUAUCCUCGGUCUGUUAAUUAAAGCUGUUUAUUAUAAGUGCUUCCAUCCAAACCUUGAUGGAGACGAGCUGAAAGGGGCCAGCACAGAGCAGCAACCUGAAGAUGAGGUGGACGGUAUGUUCAGAAAUAUGGGGGCUGUUGCACCAGCAUGCUGCAAUAAAAGAAUGAGGAAGCUGUCUGAGAACUUCUACAGCCAACCUGCAGCACCUGCAUCACCUCCAGAGGAGUCUGCUUCCUGA
Archocentrus centrarchus (flier cichlid) is the source of this 1242-nucleotide messenger RNA. RefSeq names its product XK-related protein 8-like. Gene Ontology annotation, cellular component: plasma membrane. The record is from RefSeq and is a predicted model, not a curated record. Gene Ontology annotation, biological process: phosphatidylserine exposure on apoptotic cell surface; engulfment of apoptotic cell; apoptotic process involved in development. Bases 1 to 1242 code for a protein of 413 amino acids. NCBI's taxonomy places the organism in Eukaryota, Metazoa, Chordata, Actinopteri, Cichliformes, Cichlidae. The transcript is spliced from 3 exons.